AGACGAGGAAAAUCAUGAGAACACGAGCGACCAUAGUUUUCCUGAUUUUCUUUGCAAUGAUCUCGACGUUCACUGAAGGAAAAAGUUGUGUAUGCAAUGGAAAGUCAAGAUGCCACUGUAAAGGAGUAAAAGGCAACAGGGGAGAGAAAGGUUUUCCAGGAGAUCCGGGUCUUCCAGGAUCAGAGGGGCACCCAGGAUCCUUGGGUCAACCUGGGCCAACAGGACCAAAGGGCAAUACUGGGUCUGAUGGACCAGUGGGAUCAAAAGGCGAUCCGGGACCAGAUGGCAAGGAGGGAUUUGCUGGAUCUCAUGGCUUACCAGGUGUUCCUGGUUUACAGGGGCCCCUGGGGCCCCCAGGUUAUACAGGCUGCAAUGGAACAGAUGGAGACCCUGGACGUCCCGGUGUUGAAGGAAAUCCUGGUAUUGAUGGAAAUCCAGGACCGCCAGGUCAGCCUGGUCCUAAGGGAUCUCCUGGUAAUACUGGAGCUCCUGGUACCAAGGGCCAGGAAGGAGCUCCAGGAACUCGAGGACCAAAGGGUUUCCAAGGCCCCCCAGGCCCACCUGGGCCUCCAGGCAGGACUAAGGACUUUUUUACUGGCACCCUGUCAAUAACGGACUUAAAAGGAGACAGAGGCGAUGCAGGAGACAAAGGAUGCAAAGGCGAACCUGGAGAUCCUGGGAGCCUCUACCACACAAAGGGGCAAAAGGGAGAUAGAGGAAACCCAGGCCCAGAAGGAAAGCCAGGAAAGGACGGUGAAGCUGGAAAUCUUGGAUUCAGGGGAAGACCGGGACACAGAGGAGAGCCAGGACAUCCAGGCCCACUAGGAAGAAUGGGUGAAAAGGGAAACAGGGGUCCAUCUGGUCCACCUGGAGAUAUACUUACGCUCGAACCACUCCAUGGAUACAUUGGAGAUCCUGGCCCUCCAGGUCUCCCUGGGUUACCUGGGACCCGAGGUAGAGGAAUAUAACUAGCUGACAAAUCAGCAAGUACAAAAGAGACAUCUAAAAAGACAUCUGUCCAUUUUGCUAUUUUAUCUAGUCRAUCCCAUCCAUUCAUUGUGCAUAAUGACAGAUUAUGUAUAAGCAAUGUUGUUUCUGCACUGGAAUGGAGUUUAAAGCUACAA
Poecilia reticulata (guppy) is the source of this 1124-nucleotide messenger RNA. NCBI's taxonomy places the organism in Eukaryota, Metazoa, Chordata, Actinopteri, Cyprinodontiformes, Poeciliidae. The record is from RefSeq and is a predicted model, not a curated record.